This is a messenger RNA of Alternaria viburni, 1149 nucleotides long. RefSeq lists its product as uncharacterized. The record is from RefSeq and is a predicted model, not a curated record. The transcript has a single exon. Bases 1 to 1149 code for a protein of 382 amino acids. NCBI's taxonomy places the organism in Eukaryota, Fungi, Ascomycota, Dothideomycetes, Pleosporales, Pleosporaceae.
AUGUCUGGAGCACCACGUGGAAACCGAGGAAACAGUAAUGGCCGGAGAGCAAGAAGUUCCACUAACUUCGGCUUCCGUGAGAUAGGUAGAGGAAGCUUCAAUAACACUUUGAAUGGCGGAGCGCUCAAUACUUUCGAAGGUGGAAGGGGUAGAGGAGUUGGCAACGGCCUUCCGAUCAGAGGCAUGGGACGCGGUACUAGGAGGGAAAAUUCCUCAUCCGCUUCAGAACAAGAUGCACAGAUCGACAAGGACUGGUUCGAAGAGAAUCAGGUACCCAAGGGGCCCAAAGCCGACCAGCAGAAGACGGAGGAGGUAUCGGCCGUCCCACAAGGAGAUGCGCAUAGGGACAACCAACAACUGAUACCGCGGGAGCCAAAAGCUGACAGACUGGCAAAGAGUCGGCAAGUAGACACCAAGCUCGUUCCCGAACAAGACGCACAUAUCAAGAACGAAGGGAUCGAGGAGAACCAGCAGUCAAUACCGACGGAGCCGAAAGCUGACAGACUGGCGAGGAAUCGGCAGGCAGAAGCCAGAUCCGUUCCAGAACAGGAUGCACGUCCUGAGGACGAACAGAUAGAGGGAAACCAACACCGAAUACCCACAGGGCCACGGGCUGACAGACUGGCGAACAGUUGGCAAACAGAAAUUGAACAAGAUCUUUACAGAGAUGCCGCAAGACGGGCAUACGUGCUGCUACGUCCCUCACCAAAGCACCCACGCCGGGAAAGCAUCCACGCACGUCCUAUCCCAACACACAGUCGGUCACGCUCACCAGAGGAAGAACGAGAAUUUCUCUCUUCUUUCCCUCCACUUCCCUCAUCACCAGCAGCGAACCCACGUCCACCGCCGCUGAACCAACCACCCCCAUCUGUCACCACAUCUGCCGCUCCAUCUGCUAGACCUGCGCGAAGGGAAGCAUGUUCGACUAAUCCUACCGAGAGGACAUUUCGCAAGGUAAGCGCGGCUUCAAUGUCAACACCAUCGGGCUCGACGGAGGAAGAUGAUGGCAAUCUCUACGAUCCGGAUAAGACUGAAGAGGAGAAAGAGAAGAUACGGCAGGAGAUCAAUGAACAUAAUAGGGGCCUGCUGGACCCGCCAUGGUCCGGUCCAAGCCUGGGUUCUGAGAUGGAGGACAUUCAGCGUGGUUAG